This is a messenger RNA of Gaeumannomyces tritici R3-111a-1, 2980 nucleotides long. Its product is annotated as ATP-dependent RNA helicase SUV3. The coding region runs from base 225 to 2576 and encodes 783 amino acids. NCBI's taxonomy places the organism in Eukaryota, Fungi, Ascomycota, Sordariomycetes, Magnaporthales, Magnaporthaceae. The transcript has a single exon. Gene Ontology annotation, cellular component: mitochondrial degradosome. The record is from RefSeq and is a predicted model, not a curated record. Gene Ontology annotation, biological process: RNA catabolic process; mitochondrial RNA 3'-end processing. Gene Ontology annotation, molecular function: RNA helicase activity; hydrolase activity, acting on acid anhydrides; ATP binding.
UAUUUUUUUUUCUUAGAAUGCCUUGCUUGGAGACUUACCAGAGCCCGCGACGAGACUCGCUAGUGACGGAGUAAACCAUUAACAACUCUGAGGUUAGAGUUGCUGGUCAGGCAACUCUUUCGCUCUCGCCGCGAGAAAGGCAUUGCCACGGUUCACCCGAAAUUCCAAUCUCGACGCAGUGCCCGGGAAACAAUGCCCCUGGUCACCACUCCACGCCCCUCACCAUGAAAACCCCUGUCCGAGCAGUCUUAGGGCGAACGUGUCAGUGUUUCCAGACCUUCCCGCUGCCGCCAUGCCGGUCCUUCAGCGUCACAAGCGCUGCGGCUCGCAAAGGGGGAAAGAAGGCCAAGUCUAGGAUUUCUGCUCCGAGCAGCAGCGCGAAUGAGACGGACCCCUGGGCCCCCGCCAUCCGUAAACCCGUUCCUCAACCCGUUCCGGAAGAAGCCCCUCAGCCCGCUUCUCGAGCUUCCUCCUCGGGCGCACCCGACACAUAUCACCAUUUCCGCCUGCUUGUCCAGCGUCACCUCCAGGCGCUCAUCCGCCAACUGCGCGAGCUGCAAGAGGAAAGAAGCGAUGCCCUUCUCCACUUCGCCCUCGACGGCCCCGUCGAGCUGCACACGUGCGCCAUCAACUUUGCCAAGGCCAUAGACGCGAGUUUCGGGCUGGCUGCCGUCGGCACGACCAGCCGGUCCGAAAACCCGCUGUUCUGGGGGCUUCGUCAUGGCUUCGUCCGCGGCAACUCUGGCGGCCUGGCUAGGGAACUCACCUACGCCUUCCGGAGCUUCGCCGGCGAGUCCAAAUAUUACAGCCCGCAUCUCCAACUGCCAUCAGGAAAAGAGUUGACCGACUUCCGUUUCCCACACGAGUGGUUCCCGGCCACGCGCGCCAUGCACCGCACCAUCCAUCUCCACGUCGGACCUACCAACUCGGGCAAGACUUACAACGCCCUCAAGGCCCUGGAGACGGCCAGGACGGGAGUCUACGCCGGGCCGCUCCGCCUGCUCGCGCACGAGGUCUACACACGCCUUACGAAAAAGGACAAGAUUUGCGCCCUACUCACGGGCGAGGAGCAGAGGAUACCCGACGGCUUCCAGUUCAUGUUCGCCGCCUGCACCGUCGAGAUGACGCCACUCAACGACGUGCUGGACGUGGCUGUCAUUGACGAGAUUCAGAUGAUUACCAAUGAGGACCGCGGGUUUGCUUGGGCUCAGGCCUUCCUGGGAGUGCAGGCUCGUGAGGUCCAUCUCUGCGGGGAGGAACGCACCGUGGACCUGAUACAGAACCUCUGCCAGAGGAUCGGCGACACAUGCAUCAUUCACAAAUACAACCGCCUGAGCCCGCUGCAGACCAUGCGGCGGAGCCUCGGCGACCUCAGGAAUCUGGAAAAGGGGGACGCCGUCGUCUCCUUUAGCAGAGUCGGCCUGCACAGGCUGAAGGCAGGCAUUGAAAAGCAAACGGGCAGGCGCUGCGCCGUCGUUUACGGGUCACUGCCACCCGAGACCCGAGCCGAGCAGGCGAGUCUGUUCAACGACCCUGACAAUGACUACGACUAUCUCGUGGCCAGCGACGCAAUCGGCAUGGGCCUUAACCUGGAGAUCAAGCGUGUGAUUUUUGAGGCCAUCACAAAGUUCGACGGCACGAUGCAUCGAGAUCUUGGGAUUCCCGACAUCAAACAGAUAGGGGGCAGAGCCGGCCGCUUCCGCUCUGCUGCUCACGAGAUCAAGGGGGGCUCGGCAACACCCCUGUUAGACGCACCAGCUGACCGCUCCGAGAAGCCUCCGGGGCUGGUGACAACUUUGGAUCCCAAGCAUUUAGCCCGUGUCCAGCACGCCUUCACCGUCGAGGUUCCUCAGAUAAAGGUGGCAGGGAUACUUCCUCCGGCGUCGAGUAUCGAGGCGAUAUACUCUCUAUUUCCACCCGGGACGCCUCUCAGCCACGUACUAGUCAAGAUCCGGCAGCUGGCCAAGGUCUCUAGCGAGUUCUUCCUCUGCGACAUCAAAGAGUGGAUCGAAGUUGCCGACGCAAUCGAGGGUCUCCCAAUGGGUAUUCAUGACCGAUGCACCCUUCUUAACGCGCCCACUUCCCGCGAUACCAUGGAAAGUCUCAAAGUGUUCGCCAAGUGUAUAUCUCAACAAAAGGGUGGACACCUGCUUGAGAUUGAGGAGCUUGACCUGGAAGUGCUGGAGAGGGACCCAAAGGAGGUGACUAACCCGCGGGCCUUCCUGGAUCGACUGGAGGUGGCGCACAAGAGCGUCACACUGUAUCUCUGGCUCAGCUACCGGUACCAGGGCAUCUUUCCAAGCCAGACACUAGCGUUUGAGGUCAAGAAGCGUCUAGAGGCGCGCAUCGACGAGCAACUGGACAGGUUCGACUACAGGCCCGAGGCCCGAGCUGCGGCCACUAGGCGUCUCUACGAGCAGGCGAAGAAGCGCAGGCAAGAGCAGGGCGAUGUGCUACCCGACCUAGACCUUGAGGAGGGCAUCGGUGGCGAUGUUGACGCCAUGAGCGCGCACAUCCUCGAGGGUAUCCCUGAGGGCGGCGAGGAACCCAUGAUGGAUAACCUGACGGCUCCCUAGAGAAGCCAAGCGCUGGGUCCGACACUUUUGUCUGUUUCCCCGUGUACGGCCAUGUCCUGGCCUCUGUUGCGUAUACGCUUCGUCGGCAUGGGAGGAGACGAGGGCAUGUGACAAAUACUGUAUAAAAUACCUACCAAUGUAUAUGAGCUUAUAGAACUCUCUCCCUACCUACUUGAGUCGAAAUGUAGACGAGCAUAAACUGCUUUUGUUUGGGAGUCUAGUCGAGAAGGCAAAGAAUGGGUACCUCGCAUCUAUCAAGGUAUGUAUAUGUAUAUAUAUGUAUAUGUAUGUAUAUGUAUGUUCUGCACAAACUACCAAAAGUUUAUCAAAGCCGGCGAUGUUUAGGUGUAACCUGAAACAGGCAGACCGCCCAAUAAAAGGCCGUGCCUUACAUUACAACAACC